GCUGCCGUGCCGAGGCCGCCGUCGAAACGCAGUCGGGGCCGAACGCGCGAAGGCCCCUCACUGCUCCAGCAACAACCUCUCCAAGAUGAACAAGCUCGUUGCCAUCGUCGUCCUGGCUUCGCAGCUGGCCGUCCUGCUGCACCUCACGGCCGCCGCCUCCCACCACCGCGUCAGGAGGAUCGUCGGUGGACGGGCCGCCCAGCCGCCCCCUGUCGACGACCCCGUCGUGUUCGUCUACAAGGACGACCACGACGCGCGCGUCCUGGGCACCCGGGAGCGCCCCGGGGGCUUCUACGUGUACCGGGGCAUCCGCUACGCCGAGCCGCCCGUCGGCCUCUUCCGGUUCCAGCGCCCCCGCCCCCUGCGCCUGGAGGGCAUCGUCAACGCCACCACCGCGCCGCCGCCGUGCAUCCAGCCGCACCCGGACGAUCCCCUCAAGACCCUGGGCAGCGAGGACUGCCUCUACCUCAACAUCUACUCGUCUGAGCUCCCCAACGGCACGUCCGAUGGCCUCCCCGUCAUCGUGUGGAUCCACGGGGGCGGCUUCAGACGCGGUUCGGCCAACCAAUACGGCACGGGCCACCUGGUCGACAAGAAGGUGGUCGUGGUCACGCUCCAGUACCGCCUGGGCUCCUUGGGCUACAUGAGCACAUCGUCGCAGCAGCUGCCGGGCAACGUGGCCAUGUUCGACAUGGCGCUGGCCAUGAACUGGAUCAAGGAGUACAUCUCGUUCUUCGGCGGCAACCCCAAGAACGUCAACACCAUGGGCCAGGGCACGGGGGCGAGCAGCGCCAUGAUGAUGGGGCUGUCGCCCAUGACCCAGGACAACGUCAAGGGCAUCGUGGCCAUGAGCGGGUCGGCGCUGUCGCCCAACGCGGUGGACGCCGAGCCGCUGGACGCGACGGACGAGCUGGCCAUCCAGCUGGGCUGCCCGACCCAGCCGCACCUCGCCAUGGUGCGCUGCAUGCAGGAGGCGCCCGCCGACCAGAUCGUGUUCGCGGACGAGACCCUGCAGACCUUACGCCUGGCGUCCCAAGGCUUUGUCGGCGGACUCGGCGGUCUGCUGUCUCCCUCCCCCGUCGUAGAGGGCAAGGAGGACAGCCGCUUCCUGCCCAGCUUCCUGCCCGAGCAGCCCAAAGAGACGCUCGAGAAGGGCAACUUCCCCAACAUCUCGCUGCUGACGGGCGUGUGCAAGGACGAGACAGGCCGCGCCAUCAAGGGCGGCUUCCAGAAGGAGCUCGACAAGAACCUGAGGGCCGUGCCCGACUUCCUCAACAAGGUCCUGCUCAAGGACCUGGCUGGGAGGGCCGCCGGUGUCAUCAACAACGUGCAGAACUUGUUCGGGGGCCUGGCGUCGUCACCGCUCUUCCAGCAAGCGGAGAAGGCAGUGGGACCAAUCACCAAGAUCGUCGAGGCCACCACGGACGCCCUUUUCAACUUGCCCAUGUUCCAAGCGAGUCAGCUGUGGUCCAAGAAGGGCGGCAAGGCGAUGGUGUACAGCUUCGAGCACACAUCCCCGCGGGCGGCCCAGGCUGGGCAGAAGUUCCUGGGCGGGCUGCCCCUCAUACAGGCCGGACUCGACGCACCGGCUGCACUCAAUGAGACCUUCCACGGCGACGACCUGGCCUUCGUGUUCGACGCGCGGCCCCUGGAGGGGAUGAAGGGGGACGCGACCCGCGGCCAGGUGUCGCUCACGGAGCCCGAGGACAUGAAAGUGCGCGACAUCUUCACGAGCCUCAUCGCCGACUUCGCGCACAGCGGGCAAGAGGAGGGCAAUAAGAAGAAGGAGAAGCCCCGCUUCCCCUUGCCGCUGCCCAGCUUCGGCGGCAUCGGCGGCGGCGGCAAGCAGGAGAACAACUUCCUCGUCAUCGACCAGAACCCGCGCGUCGGCAAGAACUUCCGGGGCUGCCAGAUGGCCGUGUGGUCCGGGCUCUCCGGCCCCCAGCUGCCCACCGACUCGUGCGCCGACAUCCUCAAGAACGCGGUCGGCGCCGUGGCGGGGACGGCGGGCAAGAUCGCGGGCGGCCUGACUGGAGGGCUUGGCGGCGGCGGCCUGGGCGGCCUGGGUGGUGGCAGGCAGGGCGGCAAGCCGCAAGGGCCGGGAGGGCUCUUCGGCUAGGCAAGGGUGUUUGAGAGACACAAUAAAGAUGGGAAGAUCUGUUUAUUCCUA
Molecule: messenger RNA, 2170 nt
Organism: Frankliniella occidentalis (western flower thrips)
Lineage: Eukaryota; Metazoa; Arthropoda; Insecta; Thysanoptera; Thripidae
Product: cocaine esterase
Exons: 9
Coding region: 86-2119 (677 amino acids)
Biological process (GO): postsynaptic membrane assembly; presynaptic membrane assembly; modulation of chemical synaptic transmission
Cellular component (GO): synapse; cell surface; postsynaptic membrane
Molecular function (GO): signaling receptor activity; neurexin family protein binding
Source: RefSeq, a predicted model, not a curated record